This is a messenger RNA of Caenorhabditis elegans, 203 nucleotides long. The record is from the annotation of a RefSeq genome assembly. Lineage: Eukaryota; Metazoa; Nematoda; Chromadorea; Rhabditida; Rhabditidae.
AUGUGCCUUUGGAGAAAUUCCACGUAUGAGCUCGACACAUUUGCUCCGUCUCUUCUUCAUCCGCUUGCUGUAAUUGAGAUUCCAGUUCAUUUGCUAGCCGCCUAUAUUAUAAUAUUCAAAACUCCGUCGACAAUGACUUCAGUUAAAUGGAUGAUGAUGUUGCUUCAUCUUUGCCAAUCUAGACUCGGAGUAUUCCCGUGACU